AUGGCCAACGGAGAAGAAACCUUUAACCCAGGAGAAACUCCUGAAAUACUGAAAAACACUACAAACGAUCUUCCUGUGAGUAGAGCGGAGUUCAACCAAGUACUGGUUGCACUCAAGGAGCUCACUAACUUGCUGAAACCCACUACGGCUGCUUCACCAGGGCUAGCUUGCAACCAGCAGCAAGCACUACAAAAUAACUUUGGAUUACUGGUAAUUGCGGACCCGGAAGAGGGUACAAGCUCCACUAUAUCCUCCACGGACAUGUCUGGCGCCGGAUCCAAAAGAAACAACUUUACUCGUCGCCAUGAAGCUACCAGAGCUCCUGAAACUAACGUACAACUAGGGACCAAUGGAACUAGUAAUCCUGCUUUGAAACAUAGAAACAAGGAUGUAAACUUUACAAAAUGGGCUGGACAACGCUUCACCUUUUCUAAAGGUAGUAACAAUUCUAACAAUUUCUCUAACUUUGAUCAGAGCAUGGACUUGUUCAAGGACAAAUUAUACUCCUUAAGGAGUACACAGCUAGAGAUAGACUACUUGAAUGAAUGUCUGAGAGUAAAGCGUGUCCCGAAGGGCUACGCUUUUAAAUUUCCAAACAAUGUCCAAAAACUAAGAAAAUUAGAACGUGAUCUCAUCGAAUACAGGGAUGGCCUUGCCUACCCUAGCCCCAAUGGUUACAAUAAAACUUCUUCCAAAAACAACACCACAAACACAGAUAGGGCUAGUGACACAUAUGACAGACAAGAGGAACCCCUUAGAAGAAGUGAAAGGCUAGCAGAGAAGAACAGAAGGGGUACUAACAACCAGGAUUUUCAACAGAACCCCGCCAGACCGGGUUUGGGGACAGAGACAAAGACAGGCACCGAGGUCUUGGAAUUUUGUUCACUAACAAACCACCAUACACCAACUACCCUAACAUCCCUGGAUGAUCCUAUAACUGACCAAGCCCCAAAUCUGGGUUUACACAAUCAAAACCCUACUAAUAUUGAGGAUCUGGAAUAUCGCCAUUUAGAACUCUUUGGGGACUUGCGACGAUCUGGUGAUGCAGAAUACCGAUGUUUAGAACUUUUGAGGGACUUGCAUUUUUCUGGUGAAUCAGAAUAUCGAUGUUUGGAAGUUGCAGGAGACUUAGACCGUUCUGGAGACUCGGAAUGUCUAUGCUUAGAACUGUUUGGGGACUUGGACAUUUCUUGUAGUCCUGCUGUUUCUGGUAGAGAAGUCAGUAUCAUCUGUUCUUCAGAAAAACCUAACUCAAGGGAUGACUAUACGGUCAUGCAGGAGCAAAUUUGUUAUCCUAAUACUCCUCAAUCCGGUGCCUUCUACAGCAUCAAAAAAAUGAAAGUGGAGCAAGGUUCUAAAUGGGAUAAGACUGGAGAUGGAGCUCUUAUUAAAGUCUAUAGUCACAGCAAAAAGAUGCAAGUCGCACAAGUCUCAGUUCCCUGCACAUCAGGAGUAGUGGCAGGGUCAGGGCAGGCUACUCACAGAAGAUGUCACCUUAAGCACAAGUUGGAGGACAUUGACAGCAACCAAAAUAUGCCAAUAGCUGAGUACUGUACACCAGUGAUUCAGGACAAUGCUAUGGAUGCCAUAGUAGCUCCAGCUGCUCCCUCAAGUAUGGAUUACACCUCCAUUGGUUGCCUCACUAAAGAGGGCUUCACUUUAAUUCGAGGUGGGAUGCUCUUCUCCAGGACCGAUGCAUAUAAAGUGCUAGACUUUCUUGGUCACGGAUCUUUUGGCGAGGUAGUUAAAUGCAGAAAACAAAGCACGAAGGAGAAAGUGGCCAUAAAGGUGUUGACAUCUGGGUCACUGUUUGAUGCAGAAAUUGAACUUAAUAUUCUGGUCCAACUAGGCAAAGAAAAUGCCCAUCACUAUAACAUUGUCAAGUCUUAUGAGUGCUUUUGGCACAACCACUCUCUUUGUUUUGUCUUUGAGAUGUUGGAACAAGAUCUUCACAGCUUUUUAAAGCAGAACAAAUACCGCCCCUUGCAUCUUAAGCACAUUCAGUAUAUUAUGCAACAGCUAACAACAGCACUUAUAAAACUAAACAGCCUUGGAAUUAUGCAUGCUGAUCUUAAACCAGGAAAUAUCAUGUUGGUUGACCAAGCAAGGCAGCCAUACAGAGUCAAAGUGGUUGAUUUUGGCAUAACAUUCCACGUUUCUAAGGCAGGGUGUUAUUCCUCCUUUGGGACUAGACAUUACAGAGCUCCAGAAAUGAUCAUUGGUUUACCACUUUCUGAAGCCUAUGACAUGUGGUCACUUGGCUGUGUCCUUGCAGAGCUUUUCAUAGGCAUGCCUUUGUAUCCUGGUGCUACAGAUUAUGACCAGAUUCGUUACAUUUCAGAGACACAGGGUUUGCCAGAACAGAACUUGCUAGAUGAGGGACGAAGGACAAGACGCUAUUUUAUAAAAGACUCACACUUUAUAUUUCUGUGGAGGCUAAAGACACCACAAGACUAUACGAAAGAGACAGGAGUGAAUUCAUUGGAGAAAAGAAGGCAUAUAUUCAGCUCCUUGGAUGAUUUGGCACAAUUGAACAUGCCAACAGAGCUGGAGGGGUAUGACUUGUUGGUGGAAAAGGCCAACCGACGUGAGUUUGUUGAUUUGUUAAAGAAGAUGCUCACUAUAGAUGCAAAGAAGAGGAUAACACCAGCUAAAACAUUAAAGCACCCCUUUGUGACAUUGACACAUCUGCUUAAUUGCCCAUAUAGUGUACGAAUUGCUCAUGCACAUAAUGGCUACCUUUGCAAUCCCAUCAUGAAAGAGCCAACCUCGCUAGCAGGACAUGCCAUACUGCCAUCAGCUGAGCCACUUCAUUUUGGUGUGGAGCAAUCAACCAGCUUCUUAUCUCACUGUAAAAACAAAUUAAUCCACUUUUCCAAAAGGUUUGCAGGUUUUAAAAAGAAGAUUAGGACUUGCUGGAAAUGGAAAGAUAUUAGGUUUCGUGUGCACAAGUAG
Messenger RNA from Protopterus annectens (West African lungfish), 2955 nucleotides. RefSeq lists its product as uncharacterized. The record is from RefSeq and is a predicted model, not a curated record. The transcript has 10 exons. The coding region runs from base 1 to 2955 and encodes 984 amino acids. Gene Ontology annotation, biological process: peptidyl-threonine phosphorylation; peptidyl-serine phosphorylation. Gene Ontology annotation, cellular component: nucleus; cytoplasm. Gene Ontology annotation, molecular function: ATP binding; protein serine/threonine kinase activity; protein tyrosine kinase activity. Lineage: Eukaryota; Metazoa; Chordata; Ceratodontiformes; Protopteridae.